This is a messenger RNA of Colletotrichum orchidophilum, 1854 nucleotides long. RefSeq lists its product as uncharacterized. The coding region runs from base 1 to 1854 and encodes 617 amino acids. Lineage: Eukaryota; Fungi; Ascomycota; Sordariomycetes; Glomerellales; Glomerellaceae. The transcript has 3 exons. The record is from RefSeq and is a predicted model, not a curated record. Gene Ontology annotation, cellular component: lipid droplet.
AUGCCCUCUCGCCGAGGACCACCCCCCCUCUCCGUUCGCUUGCCGACGGGCAAUGCGCAACCCGAACUCCCUCCCAUAUCCGCCCUCUUUCUCAUCGACUUUGACGUCAAGGCUGGUUAUACCAUUGUUUGGAAACAAUCAGCUCCCGGAAUCGAACUCGAGGGCCUCGUCGAAUACAAGAGCUUGCCUUCUGGUCUGCACACUGUCCCCGACGACUUGAUAUACUUUGUGCACGAGGGAGAACAUGCCGGUCUCAGCGCUUUCAUCAACACCCCGUGUGACGAGGAGGAGGCCCGACAUGCCCGCAUGAUUGCCGUUGGCGUCCUCGUGCCCCUCAGCUACGGCCGCCUGGGUCGCGCCUGGAGACAUGCUGAAGGUUUGAAGGACAUUGCAUCGAAAUUAGCCAAAGAUCGCAAGAAUACUAGCCUCCUUGAUGAUUACUGGGAGAGCAACAAGGCCAAAGAAGGAGCUGAACAAGAACGACCCCCGAUAGAUUCCCCUUCUAUCAGUUUCAGCUCCCAAGCCGCACAACCAAAAAAGUCGAACCAUAAUCGCAGUCGAUCCGCAUCAGAUGGAGCUUCCUUACUGCCAAGCGGGCAUCGACUGUCCCCAUAUCACCCGGCCUGGGAUCUGACAACGUUGUUGGACACCUUCGGACCGCUCAUAUUCCCUAUUCACAGGGCAGCUUUGCUGAGGAGGCGCAUAUUGAUAUCAUGCCAUGCGCCGGUGCGCGAGAUUUGCAACUUUGUAUACAAUAUUUCUGUUCUUUCAAAUAUCCCCCAGACAGUGGCCGAGUUAUUGGCUCCGACAUCGUCCUCUCAACGUCUUAGGCCGCUCUUCACAAUCGGAGUUCACGACAUUCCCUUUUUGAUGGAAGAUUUUGAGGCCUCGAAGCGCCGGAAAGUCGACAGCAACAACGACAUGGUGGACGAGGCUGGCUCGGGAUGGGUUGCUUGCACGACCGACAGCAUCCUAGCCAUGAAAGAUACACUGUGGGACAUGCUUAUCACCAUGCCGCCACCGUAUGCUCCCAACGCCAAGGAAAAGGUCUGGCCAACUGUGGAAUGCCCCCGCGGUACGCCCAUCAAAGCGACACAGCGCGAUUUGAGGCGGUUCCGUGCCCUGAAGGCUGGCCUGGCUAGGAUAACACCCACGACAUCAAAACCGAUGACGGCUGAAAGCCCCCGGUCAGAGACUUCGACGAGUUUCAAACUGACUACUGGCGCCUUCCCAGUUUCGAGUAUUGAGGGCGACGAAGCUCUGGACAAGAUUGUUGAGCCAUCAAGUUGGACGGCCUUGGCAUACAGCGGGUUCAUGUGGUGGGCGAGCGCCGGUGAACAAGCGCGAAGCGAGGAGCAGGAGGAGGCAGCCCAUGAUGCGGCGUUGCUGGCGGACCUGGGUCUGACGCCCCACACCCCAAGCAUGUCGAAACCCGUUGCGAGACCCCGUUCAUCGGUAUCCGGCGGCAUGGCUGACUCGAUUGGGUCCGUUGUCUCUCGGCCAGCCGUUGGUCCCGAUGACAACGAAGCAACGACGGAGCUCGCCGUCAUUGCCUACUUCCACCGAUUGACAGCGCAAAUGCUGACGGUCAUGGCUGACCUGGUGGAGAGUUCGGACGACCGCUACGAAGACGAGGAUGAUGAAGACGACGCCGAUGAUGUGCCUCUGAGGACCAAUAGUGAGUCGGAUCGAAGCUCGGUACGAGUUGGCAGCGAUGCACUCGAGAGCAUGGGUCUUGACGUGUGGAAUUCGCAAGAUGCGGAGUUUAUCAAGGAACUCAUGAGCAAGUACUACGACCGAAAACCCUAUAUUGAGGGCAAAGGUGUCGAGGUUUGCGGCGUCCGGGUUUGCUGA